AUGUCGCCAAAGGGAAUAUUGCCGAGGGUGGAAAAUGCCUUCAGGGAUGCAGCACCUUUCAGAAGUCGUAGGGCAGUGGAUGAAGAUGAACAGGCUGUCGAGGAGCACCAAAUUACACCCCUUAUAUGGAUGUCUGGACUGAAGGGUUUAACUGAGAUUGAAGCUGCUAAUCUUGUUGUGGAGGAGGCUAAAACUCUCUUAAAGGAGGACUUGGCUGCUUUGGGAGUGCAGUGGAACCCCAAUGCCUCUCUCUUAUCAGAUUCCUCUUCCACAUUUUCCGUAACAGGACAAGUUGAGGAAGAGGAAAAACAUAGACUGUGUGGGAAACAGAUAUCAAGAAAUAGCCAAAGUAUAAUUUCAUCAGACAAAAGGAUCAUUCAACCUGAUAGUGCAAAAUGGGUUAGACAAAAAAACAAGAGGUCGUUAGAUGCUAGUUUAGUAAAUGGGAGACUUGAAGAGACUCUGGUAGAUGAAACUAAGGGAGAGACAAGAAAUGAUGACGUAUGCUGUAGUGCAAGCAAACGGCUAAAUCUGAGAAAAGAUGGGGAAAGUAUGAGAGAUAUCUCUGUGAAGCAAAAGUUGGAUUCCAUGAUAAGUACUGAACGGAGGACAAGGCCAGGCUUGAAAGCUACUUCAAAAAAACAUCAUGUUGCAGCUAGAUUUAAGAAAAAAGCUGAAAUUAAUUUAAAUCAAAGUAGGGAACAGAGCACAGUUGCAAAAUGGAGUAGGCCUUGGAGUCAAGAAUCAAGUUUCAAAAUCAUUUCCAUCCUCCAGCGACAGCUGCAAUGGUGUACCAACAUAAACCAGCAGCGACUGACAGAGUAUCAUGAGGAUGACUCUCUAAUGUUCUCAGAUGCUGAUUCUUUCCACAUAGCAGAAAUGAGAGAUGGUGAGUCCGUGCCUUGUUUUCACAGAAACGUGCUCAACAAGCUGAGAAAUCUGAAAGAGGCAGAUGAUGAUGUCAGACCUGAGAUUACUGGAAAAGAUGCAAAUGCUAACCAAGUGGGAAAGUGUGAUUUUUUGUUUGAUUUAAGUCCAGGAAUGAAAGAAGUCUUAGAUGAAUGGCCAAGCCCCACUGGAAAUAAACCUGAAAUGGAUACAAGAAGCAAUUUGAGAGUAGUGCUAUCUGAGAAAAAUCAGGAUUCUGCCCUAUCCUGUGGUCAGUUCAAAUUUCGCAAAGAUUUUACUAGCAUGGGUGAUCAGAGUAAGACCUGUGGCUCUUUACUAAUCAACAGAAAAGGAAGUUCCAUUUCUUGGACAGAUGGGAACAAGGAACCUCUUUCUCCAGCAAAGUUCAUGGAGCCUCCUUCACAGGAUCAACGCUUUGUGACACAUGCCGAAGCCAAAAAUAUGAACCCCACAGACAAAGCUCCUGGUCUUCAGCUCCUGCAGAACGCUGCACUUGAUUCACACCCGCAAGCAAAACCAGAAAAUGGCAGACAUGCUGAGUUUCCAUCCGAGGAUGACUCUAUUAUAAUUGAAGGUUUUUCACUGCAGUUAUCUCAAGAUCUACCAUCCUGCAGUGCUGAAAAUUUUGCUAUAAUUGAUGUAGCGAAUGAUAAGGCUCUUUUCCAAACCUUCAUUAAAGAAUGGAGCACGAAAAAGAGAUUUGCUGUCUCGGUGGCUUGUGAAAGAGCAAAAGGCCCCCUUUCCCACAGAUCAGCUAUUGGUGCCAAGUUCAAGCAAGGGAACCAGGAAAUUCAAUAUGAAGGUGAUGGAUUUCCUGUAACAGCCUGUGAAGACCUGCUGGUAGUUGGAUUAGCUGUGUGUUGGGGUGGAAAGGAUGCUUACUACAUUUCAUUGCAACAGAAAUCUCAAGAACAGACUGGUAAGGAAGUGUUUUCUAAAGGAAUGCACUUUAGAGAAGCCUACACGUAGCAUCUUGCUGC
This is a messenger RNA of Podarcis muralis (Common wall lizard), 1889 nucleotides long. The record is from RefSeq and is a predicted model, not a curated record. NCBI's taxonomy places the organism in Eukaryota, Metazoa, Chordata, Lepidosauria, Squamata, Lacertidae.